AAUUACUCAAUUUUUAGUUGAAGUAUUGGUCGAAAUAUUUUUCAAGUGAACGAAUUUAACUGUCUGAAACAUUCACGAGAGCGACCAUCUGUUCAAGUGGUACUUGAUGGUAGAAGACAACCACCAUACCUAUAUAUAAAUAACACACGCGCUGUAAAAUGUCUGUUACAGUUGGUAAAGUGUAGAGAUGUUGAACAUAUUCUGUACAUUAAUUGCCCUAGCAAGCCUUUCAGGUGCUGCUCCGAGCAAUCCUAAGGCCGAGUUAUUUCCCCUGUCCAACAUCCCUAUCAGACAGGAGCUGAGAGCUGAAUUAAUUCCAUUAUCCAAUAUCCCUAUUGUGAGAGCUGAACUGAUCCCGCUAACCAACAUCCCAAUCAGAGAUGAAGUAAAGGCUGAACUCACUCCUCUUUCCAGCAUUCCUAUCAGAGAUGAAGUAAGAGCGGAAUUGAUUCCGCUUUCCGACAUCCCAAUAAUAGAUGGAGUAAGAGCUGAACUCAUUCCUCUCUCCAACAUCCCCAUUAGAGAAGAAGUAAGAGCUGAACUAACACCACUAUCCAACAUACCUAUCAGAGGUGAAGUAAGAGCUGAAUUAUACCAUAUCCGCCUAAAUGCUGAACUGAUACCUCUUUCCAACCUCCCAAUCUUGAGAGCUGAACUAACUCCUCUUUCUAACAUUCCUAUAGUAAGAGCUGAACUCACACCUCUUUCCAACAUCCCUAUCAGAGAUGAAGUAAGAGCUGAAUUGAUUCCACUUUCUAACAUCCCGAUUGUGAGAGCUGAACUUACGCCACUUUCCAACAUCCUUAUCAAAGAUGAAGUAAGAGCUGAAUUGAUUCCACUUUCCAAUAUCCCGAUAGUAAGAGCUGAACUAACUCCUCUUUCCAACAUCCCUAUCAGAGGUGAAGUAAGAGCUGAACUAACACCUCUUUCCAACAUUCCCAUCAGAAAUGAAGUAAGAGCUGAAAUGAUUCCACUUUCUAACAUCCCGAUUGUGAGAGCUGAACUUACACCACUUUCCGACAUCCUUAUCAGAGAUGAAGUAAGAGCUGAACUGGCUCCCCUUUCUAACAUCCCUAUCAGAGAUGAAGUAAGAGCUGAACUCAUUCCUCUUUCCAACAUCCCCGUCCGAGAGUAAUUAAGAUGAAAUUUCCAAAAUAAAAAUAAAUGGCUAUUUAAAAUGUAGUAGUUGUCUGAAUUAAAUAUAAUCAUGAUACGCUAAAGAUUAAUUCAGAUGAAAUUUCCA
Patella vulgata (common limpet) is the source of this 1243-nucleotide messenger RNA. RefSeq lists its product as uncharacterized. NCBI's taxonomy places the organism in Eukaryota, Metazoa, Mollusca, Gastropoda, Patellidae. The coding region runs from base 188 to 1135 and encodes 315 amino acids. The transcript has 2 exons. The record is from RefSeq and is a predicted model, not a curated record.